Messenger RNA from Peronospora matthiolae, 2481 nucleotides. NCBI's taxonomy places the organism in Eukaryota, Oomycota, Peronosporomycetes, Peronosporales, Peronosporaceae. The record is from the annotation of a GenBank genome assembly.
AUGCAGCUCCUGGUCGGCAACGAGCCCAGCGACGACGAGCUCAAGUGUUUCUUGACCCUGUCGCUCACUCACACUGCUUUCUCUGUAGGUCCUGCCGACCGCCACGCGUCCACCACUUGCGGCGUGCAGCUGGCAGUAGAGCCAGACGCGGAGCGGAUCUUUUCUGCCAAUGCCGUGUGUCGCUACGUGGCUGAAGCGGCUCAGCAGCUCCAGAGUGACGAUUUGAUUGUGGACGACUGGAUUGAGUGGGAGGCCACUACACUGUCGCCGUGGCUGCGCGCAGUCCAGUCGAGAGACAGUCAGCAGACGAGUGAACAAGUGGCUCUUGAGCUGACGGCGUUGCUCGAGGCAAAAGACGAAGACGCUCCUGGUCAUAAUGGAAAAGGCAGGGAGCUGCACUUUCUCUUUGGCUCGACAUUGUCUCUAGCUGACGUGAUUGUUGGCGUCACGCUGCGCGCUGCUUUCCAGCUGUUGAACAAAGAGGAGCAAAGCAAGACGACAGUGCUCCAAACCUAUCAAGACUACGUCGCUCAGCUCUUUGCUCGUGAAGACGUUGCACAGGGCGUGGCUAGUAUGGAACGAGCUUUGGAGAAAGAGAAAAAGACCAACGGCGGAGCUGCAGACGUGGCUGCUGGUGAGACGGCUUCGAAGGUUAGUGGCGAGACUGCUGCUGUGCCAUCGACGUUCAAGCUAGGGGAGGAGCUUGAGAAAGGUCUGACGUUCCACAACAUCUUGGAUAUCGUCGAGUCGAUCUUUGAUGCGGCUAUCAAGUCGGCGUACCCUGAUCUGGAUGUUCCGCCUGUAGAAGUCACGCGCACGAACGUUAAGAACGCCAAGUUUGGCGAUUACCAGUGCAACUCGGCCAUGGCUAUCUUUGCGGCGCUCAAGGGUACACCGCAUGCUGCACAGUCGCCGCGUGCUGUUGCCAAUGCUAUCAUUGCUGCGAUGCCAGAGACGCGCGUACUGGAUCGUAUCAGUGUUGCGGGCGCGGGCUUCAUCAAUGUCUUUUUGACAAAGGAGUUUGUGGUCCACCGUCUACAGAACGUGCUGGUGAAAGGCGUGCAGCCGGCUCCACAAAAGCAGCAGACAAUCGUCAUUGACUUUUCGUCGCCAAAUAUUGCAAAAGACAUGCAUGUGGGUCACCUGCGGUCCACGAUCAUCGGUGACACCAUGUGCCGCAUUCUCGAAUUUCAGGGCCAUAACGUGAAGCGCAUUAAUCACGUUGGUGACUGGGGCACUCAGUUUGGUAUGUUGAUUUGCCACCUCACGGAAACGUAUCCGAAUUGGGAGACGGAGAUGCCUAACGUGACGGACCUCACGAAGCUGUACAAGGCCGCAAAGGAGCGCUUUGAUGCUGACGCCAAAUUCCAUGAGCGCUCCAAAGCGCAGGUGGUGCUGCUGCAGUCCGGUGACGAAAAGUCUCGCAAGGUCUGGACGACUCUGUGUGACAUCAGCCGUCGUGAAUUUCAGAAAGUGUAUGACCGUCUGGGUGUGUCGCUCACGGAAAUGGGCGAGUCGUUUUAUAACCCGAUCAUUCCGGGCGUUCUGAAUCAAUUGCGCGCCAAGGGUCUCAUGGAGGAGAGUGAUGGUGCCGAGGUGGUGUUUACUAAGAUAUACAAGCAGCCGUUCUUGCUAGUGAAGAGUGAUGGCUCCUACUUGUAUGCUACGACCGAUAUUGCUGCGCUGUGGUACCGUCUUCACGAGAUGAAAGCAGACCGCCUUAUCUACUACACGGACUACACGCAGAAAGACCAUUUCAAUUUGCUAUUCGAAGUCGGUCGUAUGUCGGGUAUUUAUGAUCCAACGAAGCAGCGCGCAGAUCACGUUGGAUUCGGCACGGUGAAUGACGAGUCUGGCAAGCGCUUCAAGACUCGUUCGGGUGAAGUCGUGCGCCUCGUGGAACUGCUAGAUGAAGCGAAGGUCCGCAUGAAGGCACAGCUGAUGGAGCGUAUCGAGGCUGGACAGACGGCGCUGCCUGUGGACCAAGUUGACGCUGCCGCGGAAAAGCUCGGAUACGGUGCCGUCAAGUACUUUGAUCUGCGCCAGAGCCCAACAUCCAACUACAUCUUCAGCUUUGACCGCAUGCUGUCCACGAACGGUGACACGGCUGUGUACCUCAUGUUUGCCUACGCGCGUCUGUCCUCGAUUAUUCGAAAGUCGGGCGUUGACAUGGCUGCACUCGUAGCGCAGCAGCUGAUUGAUGGCAAUGUACUGAAGCCGGAACACCCGACGGAGCAGGCUCUGGUCACGGAGCUGCUCCAGCUCCAGGACGUUAUCGCUUUUAUCAACAAGGACCUGAACUCCAAUCGCCUGUGCAGCUACUUGUACACGAUUUCGGAGAAGGUGCAGACGUUCGUCACGGCGUGCCGUGUGCUAAAUAGUGAAGAGCAGAGCAGCCGGUUGCUGCUGUGCGAUGCCACAGUUAAGACGAUGAAGACGUGCUUCUCUCUACUAGGCAUCGACCCGCUGGACCAGAUCUAA